AUGUUCCACGUCGCUCCAGUAGCUGCAGCAUUUCCUGUCGCUCCAGUUGCACCUGUGGUCCCAUGUGUUUCUGAUAUUUCCUACAUUAAGCUACCACCAUAUGUUCCCGAAGGACCCGUUUUUGAUGUGGAGCCGGAACACCUUCCCGUAGCAUAUGCUUCAGUUGGUUCAAUUGCACCUUUAGUUGCAUCUGUUCCUACUGCCCCUGUAUUUCCUGCGUUAAGCUACCACCAUAUGUUUCCGUAUGGUCAUUACUAUCAUCCCCCUGCGGCGGUUCACAAUGUGGCAAAGUCUUAUGCUAAGGAAAGUGGUCACGCUUCUGCCACAUCAGUAGUUUCCGAAAACGGACACUUGCAUCAUGGCUUAGGACUACACUUUCCAUAUCUUGCCGAUGCACUAACCUUAGCACCAUGGCGCUCACGCCUGUAUAAACAGAAGGCUGCUAAAAAGGUCCUUAAAACUGCGAGCAAAGCUGUGAACAAGAAAACUCAAUAA
Strongylus vulgaris is the source of this 495-nucleotide messenger RNA. The record is from the annotation of a GenBank genome assembly. NCBI's taxonomy places the organism in Eukaryota, Metazoa, Nematoda, Chromadorea, Rhabditida, Strongylidae.